GCGGCUCUGCUCCGUGUCUUCAUCAUGAGCUCAGCUCACAGCAGAUUUCCUCCGAGCUCUGGACCACUUCAGGAAGCUGACACUCAUGUUCGGAUUAUUCCUCUCAUUCGGCUGAAAGUUGUUAAAGUUGUGUAGUGAAGUGACCCGCCUAGUUUGGGGACAUAAAUCUCAGCCUGCGUUAUGUCACUGCUUUGCGUCCGAGUGAAAAAGGCCAAACUGCACGGAGCUUCAGAUAAGUUUAAUGUAUAUGUGACUCUGAAGGUUCAGAAUGUUAAGAGCACAACCGUCACAGUGCGUGGAGACCAACCAUGCUGGGAGCAGGACUUUAUGUUUGAAAUUAAUCGUUUGGACCUGGGGCUGGUUGUGGAGCUCUGGAAUAAAGGUCUGAUCUGGGACACCAUGGUGGGAACAGCGUGGAUCCCCCUCAACACCAUCCGCCAAUCAGAUGAGGAGGGUCCGGGUGAGUGGGUCUUAUUGGACUCGGAGGUCUUGAUGAAGGCUGAUGAGAUCUACGGCACUAAGAACCCGACUCCUCACCUGGUGCUGCUGGAUGCACGGUUCGAGCUUCCCUUCGACAUUCCUGAGGACGAGGCUCAGUACUGGACCAAGAAGCUGGAGCGCAUCAAUGCCAUGAGGAUACACGAUGAGGAUGAAGAGUGUGGAUUGCCGAUGCCUUCCAUCCCCUCACAGUGCUCUCUAGAUGAUCAUGACAGCGCGGUGGACGACAGAGACAGUGACUACCGCAGCGAGACCAACAGCCGUCCUCCACGAUACUACACCACAGCCCAGCCCAACUCCUCUGUCCACCAGUACCCUGUGAGCCGGAGAACACGACCACCAGCCAAAGAGUCCAGAACCGAGACACUGCACAGCUAUGAGCUGGACUACAGGGAAGGAAGGAGUCAGAGCCCAGUGGACAGCUCUCGGUUUGGCUCAUCUGGUAACCUGAGCCAGGCAAGUUCCCAGUUCAGCUCUGAACCAGAGGAGAGAAAUGACCCAGAGAGCCAGAUCCGACCUCUUGUCACCACUCAUCCUCGACUGUCCUCACAGGAGCUAGAGAAGGGUGAAAGAGAGACACGAACAAAUUCACAAGAGCCAAGUAAAGAGAACGUCCUUCCUGCCCAGUCGGAGAGUUCCUUCAAAAUCGAUUCUCCUCCCAUCGCCUCGUCCCGCCUCCGCUGGCUAAAGGCCAUCAACAAAGUGCGAGUUCACCUGCACCAGACACAGAGUAAUGAUGGAAGAUCAAACCCACAACCAUGGACCAGUACUGGUGGAGGAGGAGGAGCGAUCUUUGGGAUUGACAGCAUGCCUGAUCUGCGCAGGAGGAAACCGAUCCCAUUGGUUAGCGAAGUGGAGCGAAUGAAUUGA
Molecule: messenger RNA, 1368 nt
Organism: Tachysurus vachellii
Lineage: Eukaryota; Metazoa; Chordata; Actinopteri; Siluriformes; Bagridae
Product: protein unc-13 homolog B-like
Exons: 13
Coding region: 181-1368 (395 amino acids)
Biological process (GO): synaptic vesicle maturation; synaptic vesicle priming; dense core granule priming
Cellular component (GO): terminal bouton; neuromuscular junction; presynaptic membrane
Molecular function (GO): calmodulin binding; syntaxin-1 binding; diacylglycerol binding
Source: RefSeq, a predicted model, not a curated record